Tetrahymena thermophila SB210 is the source of this 990-nucleotide messenger RNA. Its product is annotated as tetratricopeptide repeat protein. Lineage: Eukaryota; Ciliophora; Oligohymenophorea; Hymenostomatida; Tetrahymenidae. The record is from RefSeq and is a predicted model, not a curated record. Gene Ontology annotation, molecular function: protein binding. The transcript is spliced from 2 exons.
AUGGAAUAAUAUAUACAACUCUUUUAAGAAUCUGCUAAUUACCAUUCUGAGGUUAUGAAGGAAUAGCGUAAAAAAUUUGAAAGCAAACCAUAAUUUAUCAGAGCUGGAUUAUAUUAUUUUUAGAAAUUUUAAGAAAUGCACCAUCAAUAAAUUUAGUAAAAGUAUUUUGCUUCAGAAUUGCUAAAAAUAAGUGGAAAUUAGAAAUUCAAAAACCAAGAAUAUGAAUAAGCUUGUGUUUUGUAUGAGCAAGCUUUAUCUAUUUUUAGAUUUGUAAGGAAUAAAAGAGAAAAUUGGCAAAAAGAAGGUCUAUACGACGAUGAUUUGGAAUAUGUUGAUGAAAAUGGUAAAAGUGACAAAGAAAAAAAAUUAGUAAAGGGAUUAAAGGUAGUUCUAUACCAAAAUAUUUGUUUAGUGUAUUUAAAGCUUUCAAAAAAUAAUUGCUAAAAUGUUAAUGAUGCUCUGUAUGCAUGUAAUGAAGCUAUAAAACUAGAUUAAAAAAGUUCAAAGGCUUAUUAUUUACGUGCAAAGGCUAGAUUAGAUAAAGUUGCUUUAAAUAAUGAAGAUUUCAAGCAAUCAAUUAAAGAUUAUAAAAGAGCAUUAGAGCUAGAUCCAGAUAAUUAAAAUAUAUAAUAACAGCUAUAAAAAUGUAUUAUUGCCUUUGAUAAAAUAAAAUAAAUAGAUUUCAGUUAGCCAUUUAAUUCAAAUAAAUAGACAUAAAGAGAAGAAAGGUGCUUUAUUGCAGAUUGUUAAGCUGCUAAUGGAUUAAAUAGUAAUUUUCAAGUGAAUAUGGUUAAAAAUAAUGAAAGAAAGACUGUACAAUAAAUGUAAAUUAAUGAUAAAGAUAAAAAGAAAAAAUCACAAAAAAAUGACAAUAUUGAUGAAUAAACUAAUAAAACUUAAGAUUUAUGGAAUUAACUAAGAAUAGAAAAAACAUUCUUGAACCAAAAUAUUAGUUUAAAUUAUGAAAUUAUACAAAAAACUGUAAUUUGA